GAGUCUGUUUACAGACCACACGAACACCAUGCUCUUAUCUCAUCCAAUGAGACGUCGCUUCUUCUUCUUCUUUUUUCUUCUUCAUCUUCUUCCUUUCACUUUUUCUCAUUCUGUUCCAUUGCACGCACGCACGCAGUUACCUGCACUUACAAGUGUGAGGUCAAGUUUUGAUGUGAGGAUAUUUGUAUAUAUAUACAGAAUUUAUAUGUAUAUAUGGCAGCUUUGGGUGCACACUCUGUGUUAUUAUCUCAUAAGGAAUGCACCAAUGCAUGUAUAAAAGUAGGGUUUCACAGGUUUCAAUCUCCUCCAACUCCAACUUCAAGACUGGUUAUGCUCAGAGUACUGUCUACUGCUAGAAAGCCAGCAAGCUUCUUGUUAAGGCCUCUUCGUCAUUCUCACAGUUUGGGAAAAUUCAAAGGAGAUUCUUCAUCAACAGCUACAAACUUUACACGGAUACUUGACUUUGCCGUCAAUCGGUUGCGUGUUCAAAUCAAAGAUUGGAGUUAUUUGCGGAUAAUGGAAGUGGCCGGCAUAUUGGUGUGCAUUUUAAUGAUCGUUCCCACAGCUGAUGCUGUUGAUGCUCUCAAAACUUGUUCUUGUUUGCUGAAGGAAUGCAGGAUUGAACUGGCUAAGUGUAUCUCAAACCCGUCUUGUGCUGCCAAUGUUGCCUGUCUCCAAACUUGCAACAAUCGACCUGAUGAGACCGAAUGCCAAAUUAAAUGCGGGGACCUGUUUGAAAACAGUGUGGUUGAUCAAUUUAAUGAGUGUGCAGUCUCCCGGAAGAAAUGUGUACCUAAGAAAUCUGACGUGGGAGAGUUUCCUGCUCCAAAUCCUGAUGUCCUUGUGAAGAGCUUCAAUAUGGCAGAUUUCACUGGCAAGUGGUUCAUCACUAGUGGCUUAAAUCCUACCUUCGACGCAUUUGACUGCCAAUUACAUGAAUUUCACACAGAAUCCAAUAAACUUGUGGGUAAUUUGUCAUGGAGAAUACAAACUCCAGAUGAAGGAUUUCUUACAAGGACAGCUGAGCAGAGAUUUGUGCAAGAUCCUUCUUAUCCGGGAAUCCUCUACAAUCAUGAUAAUGAGUAUCUUCACUAUGAAGAUGACUGGUAUAUUUUGUCAUCCCAGAUUGAGAAUAAACCAGAUGACUACGUAUUUGUAUACUACCGAGGCCGAAACGAUGCAUGGGAGGGGUACGGUGGUGCUGUUGUGUACACAAGAAGUUCAGUUUUGCCUGAAUCUAUCAUUCCUGAACUUGAUAGAGCGGCUAAGAGUGUGGGAAGAGACUUCAGCCAGUUCAUCAGAACAGAUAACAGCUGCGGGCCAGAGCCUUCAUUGGUGGAGAGGCUGGAGAAAAAGGUGGAGGAAGGAGAGCAAACCAUUGUGAGGGAAGUUGAAGAGUUAGAAGAAGAGGUAGAGAAAGUGGGGAGGACAGAGAUGACCUUGUUUCAGAGGUUGGCAGAAGGGUUCAAAGUGUUUCAAGAGGAUGAGGAAAAUUUCUUAAGAGAGUUAUCAAAAGAAGAAACAGAAAUACUUAGCGGGCUCAAAAUGGAAGCUGCUGAAGUAGAAAAACUCUUUGGACGUGCCUUGCCUAUCAGGAAACUAAGAUAAGUGUCUGCAAAGGAACUCCAAGAUAACAUGGCAUCAUAGUUUUGUUUUGUUUGAGAGGAGCAUUUGUGACAUACUUUUUUAAUGCUCUUUUUAUUUUAUAUUGAAAUUUUAUGUUGAUCUCGCUGAAAAUUACAAACUGUCAUUCUUUACUCUGUAUUUUGUCACUCAUUAUACCAUUACUUUGCUUUA
Messenger RNA from Lotus japonicus, 1797 nucleotides. Its product is annotated as violaxanthin de-epoxidase, chloroplastic. Gene Ontology annotation, molecular function: violaxanthin de-epoxidase activity. Bases 214 to 1608 code for a protein of 464 amino acids. The record is from RefSeq and is a predicted model, not a curated record. Lineage: Eukaryota; Viridiplantae; Streptophyta; Magnoliopsida; Fabales; Fabaceae. The transcript has 6 exons. Gene Ontology annotation, biological process: xanthophyll cycle.